Mycetomoellerius zeteki is the source of this 4907-nucleotide messenger RNA. Its product is annotated as beta-1,4-N-acetylgalactosaminyltransferase bre-4. Gene Ontology annotation, biological process: glycosphingolipid biosynthetic process; carbohydrate metabolic process. The record is from RefSeq and is a predicted model, not a curated record. The transcript has 9 exons. Gene Ontology annotation, cellular component: Golgi apparatus. NCBI's taxonomy places the organism in Eukaryota, Metazoa, Arthropoda, Insecta, Hymenoptera, Formicidae. Gene Ontology annotation, molecular function: N-acetyl-beta-glucosaminyl-derivative 4-beta-N-acetylgalactosaminyltransferase activity; galactosyltransferase activity. The coding region runs from base 1270 to 2472 and encodes 400 amino acids.
GCGGUUCCGCCAAUCAGCGCAUCGCGUUUCCGUCGGCGCCAUCGCGAACGAUGACGUUCGCUCGCGGUCGCGCUGCGACAGUUUCGCGACGAGAUGUCCUCCGCAGUGGAGAUCGUCGGAGUAGCUCCGCGCCCCUCUCACCCUGCGACAAGCGAUCGCCGUCGUCGUCGUCUGGCGAGCGACGUUAUCCACGCCCGCCGCGACGACCGCGAUUCGUCGAUGGGUCGCUGGUUGCGCCGAUAAUUCGAUAAGAACAAAACGACGAGAAAGGGGUGGGAAAGACGCAUACAAGCGCGAAUUCGGGAGCGGCGCGCCCGAAUCAACGUGGCCUCGGCCAUCCUCGCGACAAGGCCGGCUGUUGGAAGCUGCACGAACGGACACGACGCCACCCGAUCCAACGCGACGCGAUCACGUGGCUGUCCGUCUGUCCCUCCGGCUGACCGUGUUUACUUUCGUUCGUUUAUUCGUUCGUUCGCUCGCUCGUUCGUUCGAUCCCGUAUGCACGUCCGUGAGCGCCGAAUUGACAAACAGUACGACGCGACGUCGGCGCGUUCAUCUCGCGCGCUCGGGAUGUAACGCCGUGGUUGUAUCCCACCGUUUUACUCCACUGGUAUCCAGAUGCUGUAUGUCGUCCACGUCGCGGAGGCAGGGAGACGGUGACGCGGUCAUCGAAGAUCGACUACGGUCGCUGGGAUAAAAGGAUCAAUAGAGAAAGGAAAAGAAGAGGACGAGUCCACCUAAAGGAGGGCUUCGAUGGAUCUCGUUUGAAGCCUCGAAGGCCAAGGCUGCCGCUUACGCCAAACUGCGAGGGAGAAAGAGAAAGAGGAAAUCGAGUGAGAUAGAAAUCGGAAUAGAGAAGAAAGAGAUGAGCUAUCUGACACGUGGGCGAACUCCGAAGACUCACAAGCUUGGGCGUCGCUAAAGAGAGAAGGAGAUAGACAGGCGAGAAAGAGAGAAAGAUAAAAAGAAGAUUAGAUCUAAAACACGUGAACGUUUUGCUUCCUUCUUAAAGUAUUAUCGUCCGAGGGGACGGUCGCGAAGCGCUGCGAGGGUGAUGCUCCUAGUGAGCGGAAGUGAGGAGCCCCAGGCGGCUUUUCUCCCUUCGUGCUCAUUCAGGGAGGAGAAGAACUGUAACAGGGUCGGUCCCUGGCCUGAGGGCUGCAGCUGCAGCUGAAACUGGAAGCGGCCAGCAGGGAGGAGUGCCUCGUGGUGCACGGUGGUGCUCCUCUAACGGCGGCUAGAAGGGAGUUAUGGUGUCUCGCGCAUGCAAUGCCUGUGGCCGCCGCAGCCGUGGCACUGUGGCAUCGUGCCCAUCUCAAGGUGCUCGCCUGCGUCGUCCUCGCGCUGAUCGCCGUCCAGUAUCUGCUUAGCGGCGGUGUGCUCGAUCGUCGAUCCAUCGAGACUAUCUUUACGAUCAACACGACCAGAUACGCGGAUCGCUCGUAUAGAACCCACCCGCGUGGCUUGAUCAUAUAUGGUCAAGCAACCGUUGUACCAAGUUUAGCCGCGGGUGGCAAUGUAUCUUCGACGACGAUACUCUCAAUACUGGCCAAGGGCCUCUCGAAUUCAUCCAAAUCCGAGCCGGUGCCGAUCAGAAAUCUGGUUGGCAGUGGAAUCACACGAGAGCUUCCGGUGGCGAACGCGACCAGUAACGCGACGAUCCCACGGUGUCCCCUCAUCCCACCGAAUUUGGUUGGACCGGUGAUCGUCAGUAAAUCACCACCAUCAUUGUCCGAGAUGGAAAAGUCACUCUUGGAGGUGAAAGCAGGCGGCAUAGGUCGGCCCGCAGACUGCGUCGCUAGGCAUCGCGUCGCAAUAAUCAUUCCAUUUCGCGAUCGACCGCAGCAUCUGCAGACUCUCCUCUACAAUCUGCAUCCAGUCCUACUGCGUCAGCAGAUCGACUAUCAGAUUUUCGUGGUUGAACAGGAAGGUACCGAGGCCUUUAAUCGAGCAAUGCUCAUGAACGUCGGUUAUGUAGAGGCUCUAAAGGAACGAAUUUUCGACUGCUUCAUCUUUCACGAUGUUGACCUACUUCCGGAGGACGAUAGGAAUUUGUAUACUUGUCCCGAACAGCCUAGACAUAUGUCAGUCGCAGUGGACAAAUUCAAGUACAGGUUACCCUACAAUGAUCUCUUUGGCGGCGUGUCCGCAAUGUCACGCGAACAUUUCCAGCUGGUUAACGGCUUUAGCAACGUCUUCUGGGGCUGGGGUGGUGAAGAUGACGAUAUGGCGAAUCGUAUCAAAGCCCAUGGUCUUCAUAUUUCGCGAUAUCCGGCAAAUGUUGCGCGCUAUAAAAUGUUGGCGCACAAAAAAGAAAAGGCCAAUCCGAAGAGGUACGAGAACCUGAAGACAGGCAAAAAAAGAUUCUCCACUGACGGGUUAGCUAAUCUGCAGUACGAAUUGAUUGACAAGCGGAAACCGAAGCUGUAUACAUGGCUUUUAGUGAGACUGACGCCACCUCAGCCCAGCUGAUGGCUACCAUGGAUCGGUUGAAGGCUCCUGCACGCCAAGCUUCCUAGCGAGGUCAAUGCAAUUGUGUUACGAAAACGCGAUCCUGGAGCUCGCCGCUCUUCAAAAAAGCAAGAUUAAAUACGAGAGACAUUUCCGUGAAAUCUGUCAGAGAAACAUGAAGACGUUUUCUGAAAAUACUCCUGGAAAUGUUAGAAUUCCGAUUCAUCGAUGAAGAGACGAGAUCCUGAAUGCACCGGCCAUUUUUAUCCCUAACUGAUCUAGCUGCAGAUAUUUUUGGCCAUCCAGUAAAUAAUUAUACAUAAUUAUGGCCCAAUGGAGGGAAGUAAUAAGCUCGAAUGAGAAUGAUGAACAAUUAAUGAGAAAGACGAGAAUAAUUAGGAACGCUUCGUAAGAUUGCAUUAUUCUCAAUUAGGAGUUAUUUCUAUAUUGACACGCUCUUUCUGUAUUCUUGAUUUUAUUUCAUCGAAAAUUGUUUUCAAUAUCUUUUUUCCGGUCAAAAAUUAGUAAAAUAAAAGACUAAAUUCGAAUUAUCGUUUGCUUACUGUGUUAUUCGGGAAGAGUCCUAAAAUGAAAAAUUACUGGGCGUAUAGGAGGUGCAGAAUCAACAAAAAAUGAUUGAAACGCAUUAGUGGUAGGGAUAGGAAAAGAAAUGAUGCUUCCACAUCAGGGAUUCGAGUAUCUCGCCGCUGCGUGAGGGUCUCGUCUUCAGUUUUCCUUCCUCUCACGGAGGGGGCGUUGUUACGUGAUAUAUUUUUAUUCCUCAUAUUUUUUUAUUGCGACGAUAGGUUAGAGAGCGAGUAGAGAGUAGCAUAUGAGCUGACGUGCCAAAGGAAAGUGUACGUGAGUAUAUGUGUGUAUGUGCGUGUGCUGUGCGGAAGAAAGGAAGACGAGAGAAAGCAGGAAGAGAACAGCUAAGAGGACGAAGAAGCUUCAAUAUCCUUCUUAGAGCCAUGGCUACCGAGUCAUGAUAUUAUAUACGCAAAGCAAGCUGUCGUCGCUCGAGGGGACUUUAGAGAGCUUCCGCUUUUACGGCUUAUACAUCGUAUCCACCAAGGAGCGAUCAUCGUGCAUGAUAAAGUCUCGUUAGUGAACAGAAGGGAAUAUCCAAGCAGUAAAGAUCUGAGAGAUCGUACGAUGACCUAUUAAUAAUAAUAAAUCAGCCGUAAUCCUUUUAAAUUUUAACGUGAUUCAAGGGUGUACUUCCAAUCUUCGAACCCUUCCGCUAACGGGGCACCAUUCUACGGUGCUAAAGAUAGAGACUGGAUUAGAGUAUAUAAUGAGGGGACAGAAGGGUGAAUAAUAAUGUCAUGGAUAAAGUUUCUUCUAGGGUUAAUUGUGCAAGAUGUAAUGUGAGAAGUUUCGAAUCGCUUUUCAAGGUCGCGUAUUAUUCGUUAACCCUUGAUCCCGAGCAUGUUCUAAAUUUGUAAUUCAAUCAUUCGUGACGGGAUCGAAGCAUAUUUUUUUACAGGGCUGUAAAUUAUCAAUUGGCUUCGUUGCAAGGGGAUUGAUUUCUUGAUCGAUAUAAGCGCGAGCGGCUGUGUGAAACGGUACUUAAUUGUUUAUCAUUUGGUGAAGAAGCAUCGAGUGUAAACAUGUGUUUGCGUUUGCUCGCAUAUAUUUAGAUAUGAGAGAGAAAUUGUUAGCUUCAUGAAAGAUAAAUAUGCUUCCAUAUGUUUAUUUUAUAUAUUUAUGGAAUAAGAACUGGAAACUUCUUCCAUAGACGACUUUAUUUCCAAGUUUACUUGCACCAAUAUCAAUGAAAAUUGGAAAAGUUUCUUUUCCAAGAAGAGACUGUUUCUAACUGAUGUCGGCUAAGUUUAACUUCUAAACUAUUGCUGUCUAAACUAUCUCUUUACAGAACUAAAACUAAAAAGAAUCAUUUAUUUGAAACAAAAUUGACCUUAAAAUAGUUGGAAAACCUUAAUAAAAAAAUCGUUGACGACAGGAGAUACAUUAAUUAAUUAUGAUUUAAGAGAUUAACAGUAAUUGAUUAUUCGAUUUACUCUUAGAAUCGGUGAUUAAUUAUACAAUUAUUUGCAUGAUAUACCUACUUAAUACAUAUAUCAUAAAUCGUAAGAUUCAUCUGGAUAUACGCGAGCGUAAAGAUUUAUAUGCGGAGUGAUAGCAAAUGCAAUCAAGAGACGUAGGAUACACUAACAUAUCAUGUCCUGUCAUAGACACAUGUAUGAAAUUUUACUGUGCUGUGGACGAGCAUACUUAAGCGUUAAACGCAAGCGAGAACGCGGGCUGUGAAUAAUGCAUCUUUUUGCGGAUGAACGAAUCAUGAGAAGGAACAGGACAGUAAUUCGACUUAUUGCGAUGACGGGGAGACGCUAUUAACAUCCUUUUCCGCAUCGCGCAUUAGCGAUCAAUACCUUAUUCAUCCCCUUAUUUCAGAGCUCUCUGAAUCCAUUCUUUGACUUUCCGAAGUUUUU